Messenger RNA from Elaeis guineensis (African oil palm), 911 nucleotides. The record is from RefSeq and is a predicted model, not a curated record. Lineage: Eukaryota; Viridiplantae; Streptophyta; Magnoliopsida; Arecales; Arecaceae.
AAUCCCCCAGGCCUCGAGUCCUUCCGUCCAUCGCUAGCUUGCUCGCUCGCUUGCUCUCUCCCUCUCUGGGGCUGGGAGGGCGAAACGCACGUGAAGAGGGCGUGAACGGGAUCGGGUCGUGGCGGCCGGGGAGGGGCGCAGGGGCUGGCGGCGAUGACGAGACGGUGCUCUCACUGCAGCAACAACGGGCACAACUCUCGCACGUGCCCGACCCGUGCGGGGGGAGUGAGGCUGUUCGGGGUGCGGCUCACGGACGGGGUGGGCUCCAUGAAGAAGAGCGCCAGCAUGGGGAGCCUCUACUCUGCUGGCGCCUCCUCCAUCGGCGGUGGAGGCGGCGGCGGAUGCUCGCCCAACCCGGGAUCGCCGUCCAACGAUCCGCUCCGCGACCACCAGGCCGCGGCCGCUGGCUACGCCUCCGACGACGCUGCCCACGCUUCCUGCUCCUCCAAUUGCCGCAACGAGCGCAAGAAAGGUUCAUGUUCUGAUGAAUUAAGACACGAGUCUGUAACGCAGGUGCCGAUUAAUUUGUUGAAUCUGUAUCUAGUCUCUGUGGUCCCUUUUGCCGUGCUUUGUGGAUGGAGUUGAGCGGUCCAAUAUGGGCGACACCUUCAGGAUGGUCCGUAUAAUACCAUCCACUGGGUUUACUACCUAAUUUUCAAACAGCAUAGGAAAGGGAUGGGCGAUGGUCCACACAAUAUAGUCGCAUGGAUUUGUUGAUUAUGAUCUGAUUGGUUUAGGCAUAUGGAAUUUGGUCCGUUUAUGUGAGAGUCUCAAUCAAUGGGCCAGCAUCCUUGCAUACGAUGGAAUAGGUUUAAUUUUGUACACCUAGGACUUGCUUUUUAAAAUAAAUGUAAUUGUGAUCUUUAUACCCAUCUUAUUUUCCUGGAUAGCUUGUGGUUUCACUUCACUUU